This is a messenger RNA of Tetranychus urticae (two-spotted spider mite), 859 nucleotides long. RefSeq lists its product as uncharacterized. NCBI's taxonomy places the organism in Eukaryota, Metazoa, Arthropoda, Arachnida, Trombidiformes, Tetranychidae. The record is from RefSeq and is a predicted model, not a curated record.
CACAUAUUAUACUAGUUGAAAUGGCACAACGGCGUGACUAUCCUCAUAAAAUUACUUUCAAAGUGAAGCAUUUAGAUGAAUAUCAUGACAUAGUCCUUGAUUGGGAUGAGGAUAGAUAUCGAUAUAAAAGCCAACAAAUAUUUGAUCAGCUGGAGUUGAUAACUGGAGUUCCAAAUAGAUACGCAUGUAAUGUUUGUGUACGAAGACCCGACGAAGUUAACUUGGCAGGCAUCAUAGCAGUUCCACACAUCAAUCUCAAAGCAUACCCUCCUGGUUCGGAGCCAAAUUUGCCAGACUAUUCACGCCAUUAUUAUCGAGAAGAUGAUAUCUCCUGGCGAAUAUUUCGUGAUGGAGAGCGUUAUCACCUCGAAUAUUAUGCUUAUUAUGAUUAUGAAGUUUCCAAACGUAUAAGUUUUUCGUAUUCUUUAGUAAAUGAAAGAUACGUUACUGAAGGAGCCUGCAGUCGAGAUUUUUGUCAUUAUAAGUGCACUGAAAGUCACUUUAAAAAGUUGAAAGAUCUCGCUAGCAAUGAUGAAUUGAAUGCAAAAAUUACUCCGCUUGUCCAGCCAAUAAUGGAAACUUUUUCAAAUACAAGGAAUUCAGAAAAGAGAAAGAUUCUCAUAGAGUUCAAUGUUGAACAAUUUUUGUAUGUAAUUUGUUCUGAGGAGCGCAGGGAAGUAAUUCAACAGAAUGGUCAUGAACGCCAAGAUGAUCUUUAUUUAAGAACUCGAGGUUAAAUAUCUGUAUUCAAUGAAUCAAAUCAAUGUAAUUUUUCUUAGUAAUCUCUUUUUUUCAUUUAAAUAAUGAAUCUGCAAGUUUACAUUCUGUUUCCUUUAAUAAACUGCUCAUCUUCAAUUUG